Molecule: messenger RNA, 4467 nt
Organism: Electrophorus electricus (electric eel)
Lineage: Eukaryota; Metazoa; Chordata; Actinopteri; Gymnotiformes; Gymnotidae
Gene: slc16a10
Product: solute carrier family 16 member 10
Biological process (GO): transmembrane transport
Cellular component (GO): basolateral plasma membrane
Molecular function (GO): transmembrane transporter activity
Source: RefSeq, a predicted model, not a curated record
GUCGGUGGAGGCUUUGUAUAAGACAGCUGGAAAGCUAGAACGCGAGCAUGUGUGUGGCGCCGAGUCUGUGCGCAGGACAUUCACGCGUUUAACGGGAUUAGUCUCUGAUUGCUUGCGGGACAUUCACGCGCUUAACGUGUUUAGUCUCCGGCUCCUUUCUCUCUUUUUUGGGGCUGAGUCGCGCGAAUCUCGCGCCAUCGGUUUUGCAGCGCCGCAAGGACCCGUGCGCUCCGACAUGACAGAAGACAAGACCGUGCGCCCCCACGAGCCCGACGGAGAGAAGGUGGCGGAGGAGAAGAGCGCGGGGCCCGGUAACGGCACGGGCCGAGUGUCUGCCGAGCCCGGGUUCGUCCACCCCGAGGGCGGCUGGGGCUGGGUGGUCAUGCUCGCCUCCAUGUGGUGCAACGGCUCCGUGUUCGGGAUCCAAAACUCCUUCGGCAUCUUGUACGUGGCGUUACUCAACGAGUUCGGGUCCGAGGAGGACUUAGACCUCCAGUUCAGGACAGCUUGGGUAGGCUCUCUCUCUAUGGGAAUGAUCUUUUUCUGUUCUCCGAUCGUGAGUGUGUUCACUGAUCUGCUGGGCUGCAGGAUCACAGCAGUGGGAGGAGCUGCUGUCGCCCUCGUGGGCUUGCUGGCCAGCUCCUUCAUCAGGUCUCUGGGGGCCCUCUACUUCACCUAUGGCUUGGUGUUUGCGUGCGGCUGCUCCUUCGCCUACCAGCCCAGCCUGGUGAUCCUGGGUCACUACUUUAAGCGGCGUCUGGGUCUGGUGAACGGCAUCGUGACGGCGGGCAGCAGUGUGUUCACCAUCCUGCUGCCCCUGCUGAUGUCCAAGUUGCUGAAGCAGCUGGGACUGUCGCACACACUGCGCGUGCUAUGUGGCCUCAUGUUCGUGCUGAUGCUGGCAAGCCUCACCUAUCGGCCCCUCCUGCCCCGGACCCCCGACACCGGCAAGAACACCGGACGCUGCUCCGCCCUGCGCAGGGUCUUCAACGUCUACAUUUGGAGGAGUUUGGGAUACCGCAUCUGGGCUUUCGGCGUCCCGGCCGCCCUCUACGGGUACUAUGUGCCCUACGUUCACCUGAUGAAGCAUGUAGAGGAACGCUUUGGCCCUGACGCAAAUAAGGAAGUUCUCCUCAUGUGUAUCGGCGUCACAUCUGGAAUUGGGAGACUCAUCUUCGGCCACAUGGCCGACUACGUACCUGGGGUUUACAAGGUGUUCCUGCAGGUGGCGUCGUUCCUAGUGAUUGGCCUCAUGUCCAUAAUGAUUCCUGUGUGUAAGAUCUUCGGUGGGUUGGUCGCCGUGUGUCUGCUCAUGGGGCUGUUUGACGGCUGCUUCAUCUGCAUCAUGGCGCCCAUCGCCUUCCAGCUCGUGGGCUCCCAGAAUGUCUCCCAGGCUAUCGGCUUCCUGCUCGGAAUGAUGUCCGUCCCCAUGGUUGUAGGGCCCCCUGUGGCAGGGUUCCUGCGUGACCGCCUGGGCAACUAUGAUGUGGCGUUCUACCUGGCAGGUAUUCCGCCCAUCAUAGGGGGGGCGGUGCUGUGUCUGAUCCCGUGGGUGGAGUCAAGGCCAAAGAGAAGACACGCGGAGGUGGCUGGGGAGGCCAAGGAGGCGGAGGCCGCCAUGCUGGAGACCACACCCACCACACACACCCUGAAGAACAAUGAGCCAGAGCCUGUCAUCUGAGCCGCACACACACGCACACGCACACACACGCACAUGCAUGCACACACACACACACAGGCUUCACGGAAUCGAUCAUCGGACUAGUGCACACACCACAGAAAUUGUCAUUUGAGUAAAAAACACACACACACACACACACACACACACACACACACACAGCAGAGAAGCACAGGAGACAAAUUUGAAUCUAAAACAGCACUACGCGCACUUAACCUCUUCCACACCACACCAACGCUCCAGACCACAGUAGCACAUGGGAUUACGGGGAAUGUUUCAGAUGGAACUGAGGUCUGAUUGAGAAAAAGUGCCGGUAUGUGCGUUGUUUGUUUGUUAAGGUCCUUGUUUGUUUGUUUAACAUUUUUAUUUAGUUUAAUGUUUUAAGUUUUAGAGCUAAAACAAUUCGUCAGAUAUGUUAAUCUGCUAAUUCAGCUCCAUAUAUUUAGGAUUUAGUUCUUAAUUUGGUUUCUUAAAUGAUUUAAAAAAGUCCCUCUAGAAUUAGAACAGAUCAAAGUACAGGAAAGUUACAAUAUUAAUUCCUCAAGUGUUCAUUUGAGUUGGGCUUAGUCCCUAAGUGUUCAUUUGAGUUGGGCUUAGUGCCUAAAUGUUCAUUUGAGUUGGGCUUAGUGCCUAAAUGUUCAUUUGAGUUGGGCUUAGUGCCUAAGUGUUCAUUUGAGUUGGGCUUAGUGCCUAAAUGUUCAUUUGAGUUGGGCUUAGUCCUUAAGUGUUCAUGUGAACCCGUGUCUUCUGACUUGUCAAGUGCACAGACAAUGUCAGUAUGUGUUCACUUGACUCAAGCCUGACAGUGUGCGUACUGAUCUCACAUGUCUUGACCACGUGUGUUCUGACCUCGGGUGUGUUGAUCUCACGUGUCCUGACUAGGUCCUGCAAUAGGUUCUUUUUUUCUAUGCAAUAUGAACAUGAAGGUUCAAGCUGAUUGUCUUGCACAACAGAUGAAAGUGACAUUGACACUUUAGUUGCCACGGGGAGUGUUGCUGUAGAAAUGCGUUUAUGGAUUCCCGUGGCUGACGUGCCAGGCCGAUGUCAGGAUGUAAGAGCCAUAGUUCAUCUGUAACAGGAAGUGGAGGGUCAUCGUGCCUUUUUGUGUAGGAAGUGGUUUAUAAGGGCUGUAAACGUGUAAAAGUGGCACGUGACAUAGCAGAAUGCAUGCGCAGAGAGAACCAAUCUCACUCACACAGAGCAUCCGUCUAUCACACUAACAUUUAUAUAAACACAGAGACACAUGUCUAAUUAGAUUAACUGAAGCUUGUAGUGAUUCCUGGUUUUGUCUUGAUUUGUCGUGUACAAUCUGAAUGUGUGUGUUGCUGUUCCCUCUCAACAAUGCUCGGCCCACAGGUUCAGUGAUGUAAUCUACCUCAAUCACUGUAGCUCUGGACAUAUUUGCAUCCAGAAGGGUUCAGUAGCAUUUUGGCAGAGCUGGUUGUCGUUAGAAACCUGAGUCCACUGCAGCUCCUCACCCAGUUUCCUUUUCUUUGUGUUUGGUUUAUCUUUUGUUUGUUUUGGUUUAUCUUUUGUUUGGUUUGUUUAUUUAUUUUUAAGCACUUUUUGAUAACGGAUCAGUCUCUUUUGUCCUGUGCGUGCGUACAAUCAGUAUUAAUACUCUGCAGCCCUGUACAAAGAGACUCCGCGAGCCAGCUUGGGUUUUUGUUUAGUUCUGUUAGGGGCUUUGUUUUGUUUUUUAGCAAACGAGGAAAUCAAACUAAAGGUGUAACGCAAGAGUGAAAUGCCACGAGGUUGUGUUUUUGGAAUAAGCACACUAAACUUUCAGGAAAAUAUUGUAAAAGAAAAACAAAGAUAAACUAUCACUUAUUUUUGGCCUUAAAAUCCUUUGCAAAUGUAACUUGCUGUAAUUUGAACACACUCGUUUGUACUGCGGUAAAAUAUUCUGAUAUUCGCAAUGGCAAUAUUUAAUGCUCAUGUAGUUUUCUGUUUGUGUGUGUGCCUCCAGCGCAUGCUGACGUGAGCUUUGUUAUUUAAUUUGCAGUGGAAUGAACUGAACUGUGUGGGUUUGUAGGUGCUGGCCUAUCAGGACGUCAUCCUGAGAGAUCCUCGGAAAGGCGGGACAGGCCUCGAGUUUAAUAUGUUUCUAGACAAAGUCUCCUUUUGUACUGACGUCUAGCACUGCUAAUCCAAGAGCGUCUUCCUCACGUGCUUCUGGUUUCGCAGCUUUGGUCUGUAUUGACAUGAAAUCCUGGAUAUGAUCUUGAUAUCAGGACACAUGGACUUCAACGCUACUUGGUCACUUCCUCAGGUAACGGCGCACAGGAAACACCUGCUCACGCCAUUAGCUUCCUCACAGAAGGCCUGGCGAAUGUUUCUGUCCAAAGAAUGUUUAUUUUAGUGAUCAUAGGAGACACUGUGACCAAAGCAACAGCACCGGCUGAGAAACUGUUGUGUAGCCUAUAUUGAACUAGAAUGUCUUACCAAAGUGAACUUUGCUUUUUCUUUGUAUUAAAGUUGUAUUAAAUUAACAGUGAUGACCAAACUUCACUGAAGUGAUACAGUUGAAUAACAUGAGAAAAGUCGCUUUGUUCAGUAUUUUUCUAUUCAAAAAAAUCAUGAAAUUCAUUGUUGAGCAGAACUAACGUAUAGCCACCCGCUCCUUUUAAAAUGUUUAGUUUAUAGCUAGCACACUGUAUACAUACAUACAUACAUACAUACAUACACUAUAAUUAUAUAUAUAUAUAAAUAUAAAAUGUCUUAUACACACUGCAUGAUUUUAGUUAAUUUUGUAUGAACAACACAAUAAAGGAAAUAUGUUUAUGAAC